AUGGAACCAUCAAGCUCAACUCCAGAUAUCCUUCUCUCAGACGACCAAGCCGAAUCAGACUGGACCAAACUAUCAAUCCCAAACAUCCAAUCCCAUCCAGCCAACAGGAGGACUCAUCAUCAGCAAACUACUACGACGACCAUCAAACGGACAGACCAGGAUGCACUCCCCACUCAACUACUCCUCCCCGAGCAUCAUGCAAGUAAUCAAUACCUGGGAGAGAGCGACUCGUCGACGAACUUCGACCCUCAAGCAUGGAAACGUGGUGAUCAAGGUGUUGGACGAGGGAAGGACAGGAUACACGAGGGAACUGGAGCCACUACUACAUCUUUCAAGGGAGCAGGAAUAUUACUAUAG
Molecule: messenger RNA, 357 nt
Organism: Puccinia graminis f. sp. tritici CRL 75-36-700-3
Lineage: Eukaryota; Fungi; Basidiomycota; Pucciniomycetes; Pucciniales; Pucciniaceae
Exons: 1
Coding region: 1-357 (118 amino acids)
Source: RefSeq, a predicted model, not a curated record